AUGCCCGUGCUGCCGUGCCCUUGCUUGACGCUCGAGCUCUCGGUCGGUCAUGCGAGUCUCUUCACGACGGAGAUUGAAGAACCUGAUCCUGAAUUAUUGAAUAAAGUUAAUCCAAAGGUGAAUGAAGUCAUGAAUGAGCAGCUCCUUAGACCCUUCUCGGCUGAGGAUGUGAAAAAGGCGCUCUUUUCUAUUGGGGAUAUGAAAGCACCCGGAUCUGAUGGUCUCCAUGCAAUUUUUUUCAAAAAAUGUGGGCACAUACUGGGAGAUAUCCUAACUUCUGAAGUCUUGGAGGCAAUUAGCAAUAAAUCUAUCCCAGAUGGAUGGAAUGAUACAGUGAUCGUGUUAAUUCCCAAGGUUGAAAAUCCAGAAUUGGUUACCCAAUAUAGGCCUAUAAGCCUCUGCAAUGUUUUGUACAAGAUCAAGAAUAGAAAGAAAGGAAAAUGGGGGUACUGUGCGGUAAAACUUGAUAUGCAUAAGGCGUAUGACCGUGUUGAAUGGAAUUUUCUAGAAAAGGGUCUUUCAAGUUUACUGGCUCAUAGAGAGGAGGUUCGUGGUAUGGAAGGUGUCAGGGUACUUGAUCAAUACUGUGCAAGCUCAGGACAGCUGGUUAGUGAGGCCAAGUGUAGUAUGUAUUUCAGCCCAAAUGUUGACCCAGAUGUCAGGGCAGAAUUAUGUUCAGAACUAAACGUCAUGACCGAAGAUUUGUCUGAUAAAUAUCUUGGACUACCUGCAAUGGUAGGUGUGGACCGAAGUGAUAGUUUCAUGUACUUGCUAGAGAGGAUUAUUAAAAGAUUAGAAGGAUGGAAGGAGAAGUUCCUCUCAAUGGGUGGUAAGGAAAUUCUUCUGAAAGCUGUUAUAUAG
Molecule: messenger RNA, 861 nt
Organism: Lolium perenne
Lineage: Eukaryota; Viridiplantae; Streptophyta; Magnoliopsida; Poales; Poaceae
Source: RefSeq, a predicted model, not a curated record